UUUAAUACAGAUGCAUGGUACACGACAUGAUAGUAUCUCUCUGCUAUGCAUUGUUUUGUAAUAAUCAAACUAGGCAUGGCAACAGAAACCAUGGAGGAAGGACUACUAAGUAUUUCCAAUGUCGAUGGGGAAUCCUCCUCCUCCUCCUCCGCAGUCACUAGUGUUAUUGUUAUGAGCACUUUAGUGGCCCUCUGUGGUUCACUCACCACCGGCUGUGCUACAGGGUAUUCAUCAGCUGCUGAAUCUGGAAUUGUGGAAGACUUGGACCUUACUCUUGUCGCAUACUCAGUUUUUGGUUCAAUAAUGACAAUUGGAGGUGUCAUUAGUUCACUGAUGAAUGGCAGAGUAACUGAUCUCAUCGGUCGUAGAGCUACAAUGUGGUUGUCUGCAAUAUUCAGUACUGCAGGGUGGCUCACUAUAGCAUUUGCACAGAAUGCUUUGUGGCUGGAUAUUGGAAGACUCUCAAUCGGAUUUAGCGUCGGGAUAAUUUACUACGUGGUACCAGUGUACAUAGCAGAAAUAACGCCUGAGGAUCUCAGAGGAAGAUUCACUUCAGCUAAUCAGUUGAUGAUUAGCUGUGGCUUUUCCUUAUUCUAUUUCAUUGGAAAUACCAUAACCUGGCGCACCAUGGCGGCAAUCGGUGCUAUUCCAGGUCUACUACAAAUUCUAGGCAUAUUUUUCAUUCCAGAGUCUCCAAGAUGGCUGGCUAAAAUUGGUAGACAAAAGGACCUUGAAGCUGUUCUGGAACGCCUUAGAGGAAAGAACGCUGACAUAUUUCAAGAAGCAGAUGACAUCAUGGAGUAUACAAAAAUCUUUCAGCAGAAAUCAGAGACAUUGCUGGACUUGUUCCAGAAGAGAUAUGCUCACUCACUCAUUGUUGGAGUUGGGCUACUGUUACUGCAGCAAUUUGGGGGUGCAAAUGCCGUAGCUUAUUACGGAAGCUCUAUAUUUGAAGAUGCCGGUUUUUCAAGUAGCAUUGGGACUAUUUCACUGGCUAUUAUCGGGAUACCUGUUAUUGCAUUGAGUGUGCUCUUAACAGACAAAUUGGGAAGACGACCACUUCUACUGGUUUCUGCUGCUGGAAUGUGCUUGAGUUUGUUUCUUGUGGGCUUGGCUUUCUGCAUUCAGGACCUACACCAGUGGGAAGCGCUCACUCCCAUUCUUGUGUUUAUCGGCAUGUUGGGUUAUGGUGCAUCAUACUUGAUUGGCAUGGCAGGUUUACCCUGGGUUAUUAUGUCAGAGAUAUUCCCACUAAACAUUAAAGGUUCGGCUGGAAGCUUGUUAAGUUUGGUUUAUUGGUCUUGCUCCUGGAUAGUAACAUACACCUUCAAUUUUAUUAUGGAAUGGAGCUCAGAAGGAACAUUUUUAUUCUUCUCAGUGAUUAACGGUUUAGCAGUUCUGUUCGUAGCAAAGCUUGUGCCAGAAACCAAGGGGCGAACUCUAGAAGAAAUACAAGCAUCAAUCUCCCAUCAAAGAUGAUGACCUCUGUAUAUAUAGCAUUCCCUAAGUCAGAAUAAAAUGGUUCUGUAAUUAAAGAUUUUUGUUGAACUUGGCCAAAUUAAUUUCAGGACUUUCUUAGUAAGAGGCUAGGACAGAUAUAACAGAGAAGGAUUAGAAUCAAAAGAAAAAAAAAAUGAUCCCUCGAUGUUCAUUAUUGGCCACCAAUCCCACCAUGUAUGAUAGUUUAUGAAAAAAGUUGCAAAUUAAAGGAA
Molecule: messenger RNA, 1712 nt
Organism: Rosa rugosa (rugosa rose)
Lineage: Eukaryota; Viridiplantae; Streptophyta; Magnoliopsida; Rosales; Rosaceae
Product: sugar transporter ERD6-like 5
Exons: 18
Coding region: 46-1479 (477 amino acids)
Biological process (GO): carbohydrate transport; transmembrane transport
Cellular component (GO): membrane
Molecular function (GO): sugar transmembrane transporter activity
Source: RefSeq, a predicted model, not a curated record